Messenger RNA from Chondrus crispus (carragheen), 216 nucleotides. RefSeq lists its product as hypothetical. Bases 1 to 216 code for a protein of 71 amino acids. The transcript has a single exon. The record is from RefSeq and is a predicted model, not a curated record. NCBI's taxonomy places the organism in Eukaryota, Rhodophyta, Florideophyceae, Gigartinales, Gigartinaceae.
AUGCUACAGAAAGACCAUCAUCUGCCUCAAAAAGCCACCGCUGCCAUUAUAAUUUUCACACAUGUGCGAAGCCAACCAUGUCCGCCUUUUUCAACUGGAGGUCGUCAAUCUUUUUAUGACAAAUUCAUUCGCUUCUCUGAGUUCAUCCGAAAUGCGCACUACAAAACGAGUAUGGUUCACUUCCAAACAGAACAAGGCGUUCUCCCGCGUCUGUAG